Molecule: messenger RNA, 595 nt
Organism: Mollisia scopiformis
Lineage: Eukaryota; Fungi; Ascomycota; Leotiomycetes; Helotiales; Mollisiaceae
Exons: 2
Coding region: 272-550 (92 amino acids)
Source: RefSeq, a predicted model, not a curated record
CUCUGAAUACCUUGAACGAAUUUGCACGGCAUGAUCUAGUAUUCCAAGGAGCUACAGCUCAUUCGUCCUGGCCCCAUGCCGCUUUGCGGUACCCUGGUCAUCCCGUUUGUUCCUUCCUUUCCUCCAAUGCCACUCCCCAAUUUCCUUCUUCUCAAACUCCAACACUACCACAUUCAAACUUCGCUUUGGCUCUACGAAUUCUGCAAGAUCACAAUUCUCUACAAGCCCAAAUCGAAGACUCUUCAAAUACUCAACACUCAGAACCAACACCAUGCCUCCCGCCAAGAACACCUCCUCUUCCUCAUCGAAGACCACCAACAAUGGCUCGUCCACCAAGGCUACUUCUACAACUCAGCCAGACGAUAAGUCCUACAACAGCUUCUACAAGGAGGGUGGUUGGGGCAACAUGAAGAACUUCGCAGAGUCCCACGGGCUGAGAUUAGACAAACACGAGGACAUCGAGGAGGCGAAGGCAAUCCGCGAUGGCUACAGAGAGCAAGAUCAGCGUGCUUGGGAGGAGGCGCAGGCAGCAAAGGGUGGAAAGAAUUAGGAGAGACGCUGGUUUCUGAUGGGUAUCCCAGCAACGGCGAGAGAG